This is a messenger RNA of Salvelinus sp. IW2-2015, 3126 nucleotides long. RefSeq names its product BTB (POZ) domain containing 2a (gene btbd2a). Gene Ontology annotation, molecular function: protein binding. Gene Ontology annotation, cellular component: P-body; cytosol. Gene Ontology annotation, biological process: neurogenesis. The record is from RefSeq and is a predicted model, not a curated record. Lineage: Eukaryota; Metazoa; Chordata; Actinopteri; Salmoniformes; Salmonidae.
AUGCGCUGUUGUGCUUGUUUAUCUCAGCAGCAAACCCUGCAGUGUUCUCCAUCCAAAAUGGCUGCGGAGGAGGAGAGCAAUAGCAGAGCUCCAUGUCUCAAUUUCUCCAGUCCCGGACCGCUGGGUAAUGCUCAGCCGAGCAACAACGCCCAUUCCUCGCCCGCUACAAACGAGGGGUCAGCGGGUGCAACUGGAGGGGCACCACGGACAGCGGGACACUCAAACCCUCAACCAGGCCCUGACCGUGGCGGUGGCACCGAUGUCAGAGUAGAGCAUUCCCCGAAUAGACAACACACUACGCCACAGUCAGCGGGUCAGAGUGCCACGGCUGCCCGGGCACCGACAGUCGCAGGAGGAGCUGCGACAAACAUGACAGCAUCCUCCGUGGAGUCCCCGAACAUUCCAUCCUCACUUCCCAGUAGCCCUGCAUCUGCGGCCGUAUUGGUUUAUCGGGAGCCAGUGUACAACUGGCAGGCCACAAAAAACACCGUGAAAGAAAGGUUUGCGUUUCUGUUCAACAACGAGGUGCUGAGUGACGUGCAUUUUCUGGUGGGGAAGGGAAUGGGAGUGCAGCGGAUACCAGCACACAGAUUUGCCCUUGCCGUAGGAAGUGCAGUAUUCGAUGCCAUGUUCAAUGGCGGUAUGGCCACCACCUCUACUGAGAUCGAGCUGCCUGACGUGGAGCCGGCUGCAUUCCUUGCCCUGCUCAAGUUCCUGUACUCAGAUGAGGUGCAGAUAGGACCCGAGACUGUGAUGACCACACUGUACACAGCCAAGAAGUAUGCCGUGCCGGCCCUAGAGGCCCACUGUGUGGAGUUCCUCAAGAAGAAUCUACGGGCUGACAAUGCCUUCAUGUUGCUCACUCAGGCGCGGCUCUUUGACGAACCUCAGCUGGCCAGCCUCUGUCUGGAGAACAUCGACAAGAACACUGUGGAUGCACUCGCUGCCGAGGGCUUCACUGAUAUUGAUCUAGACACACUGGUGGCGGUGCUGGAGAGGGACACUCUGGGGGUGCGGGAGGUACGUCUGUUUGGGGCUGCGGUGCGCUGGGCAGAGGCAGAGACCCAGAGGCAGCAGUACCAGCCCACUCCGGAGAACAAGCGCAAAGUGCUGGGCAAAGCCCUGGUCCUUAUCCGCUUCCCUCUCAUGACCAUCGAGGAAUUUGCUGCAGGUCCAGCCCAGUCUGGUAUUCUUAGUGACCAGGAGGUGGUGAGCCUGUUCCUUCACUUCACGGUGAACCCCAAGCCUCACGUGGAGUUCAUCGACCGGCCUCGCUGCUGCCUGCGGGGGAAGGAGUGCAGCAUCACACGCUUCGGACAGGUGGAGAGCCGCUGGGGCUACAGCGGGACCAGUGACUGCAUCCGGUUUUCAGUGAAUCGGAGGAUAUUUGUGGUUGGAUUUGGCCUCUAUGGUUCGAUACAUGGUCCUACAGACUACCAAGUCAAUAUACAGGUCAUUCACACAGACAGCAACACUGUCCUGGGUCAGAACGACACAGGCUUCAGCUGCGACGGUUCCUCCAACACAUUCCGGGUCAUGUUUAAGGAACCAGUGGAGAUCCUGCCCAGUGUCAACUACAUCGCGUGUGCCACCCUCAAGGGACCAGACUCGCACUAUGGCACCAAAGGAAUGCGUAAAGUGACCCACGAAGCCCCUGCCACCGGCACCAAGACCUGCUUCACCUUCUGCUAUGCUGCAGGAAACAACAACGGCACUUCAGUAGAGGACGGACAGAUCCCUGAGGUCAUCUUCUACACAUAAUGAAUCUCCUCUGACCUCCCAACCAAGGACUGGCUAUAUGUGGGUCCCAAAUGACACCUUAUUGCCCAUAUAGUGCAAAGUAAUACUUCAGGCAAUAGUACAGCUCCUCUAUUCCUCAUUAGUCUUUACUACUACUACACUUCAUCAAAGGGUUGUCCUCUAAAGCUGGUUACACAGGCAGACUAAUUCUAGAUUUUAUUCCACUAAUUGGUCUUUUGACAAUCAGGUCAUCGUUGCAAAAGAUUGACGUGAUUGUUCAAAAGAGCAAUUAGUGGAAAAUAUCAGAAUUGUGUAAACUCAGCCGACAUGGUAAAUCUAACCAGGACCUGGUUGUUACAAACUUCUGAUAUUCAUGUUGGAUCUUUGUGCAUACAGUAUUGAAUGGAAGUGGACUUUAGUUCAGUUUUUCCACCAAUAAGCACACUUUUGUAGCCCUGGAUAAGCACACCUGAUUCAACUUGUCAACUAAUCAAGCCCUGAGUUGAGUUUUUGUCCAGGGCUACAACAAAUGUGUUAGGGAUACUCAAGGACUGGAGUUGGGAAAUGCUGCUUUAGUGGUUAAGUGUCCAUCUUUCCAGUCUAGACUGAUGUGGACUUUUAUCUGAAGCAAAUAAGUAUGUCUUCYAAAUAAUGUAUCUGUCAGGUAAUUAACAGAUAAGAAAUCUGCAACAAAAAAGUCCACCCAUACCUCAAUGAAAGAUUAGUCCCCAAAUGGUUGCUAGGUUUAAUCUUAACCUCUUCCAAUGGCUGGGUGUAGAAUUGUGAAUGAAAGCGCAGAAAUUGAAUUCCUUUGACAAUUGAUUAUAUAGUUGCACUGAUGCACUUUGACAGGAAACUGACAAUUAAACCCUGCCUGCAAGUUUACUAUAUUAUAGAAUUGAGUAAUCCCUGAAAUAAAUUGUUGAAAUUCAAUACAUUUCAGGAACUGUUGGCCUACCUGGUGAAUCAAUGAGUCAAACAUGUUACUCUACCAGUAUAAUGAACCAAAAUUGGAAUUGACGAAAAUGAAUUGUCUGAUUUAAUGUAUGGUGAACUGAAGUUACCACUGCUUUACAGUUUGCCUAGACCUGUAAAUAGUAAAGUAAGCAAGUGUCUUGUUUUGGAUGCCAUUCUGUGGAGCCAUGGUGCCAGGAAGGCAUGUUUGCCUUCUCAUCAUUUUUCAUGCAAGUUAGAGAAAUGUGUAUAUACUCAAUUGCAUGCUUGCGAAAUGCAACACGUUGGUAAACUUUUCUUGUCUAGGUAUACCGCCUGCGUGGCAGGAGGCAAUUGCCUGAGGUGCCCAUAAAAUGGUACCAAACAAUGCAAUCUCAAAUUAAAAACACAAGUCUGGCUAAUGUACAUUGUAAAUAAAAUGUUCAGAUUAAA